GGGUGUGGAGGGAGCAGAGAGACCAAGGACGCUGCACCAGCCCUGUCACAGCAGGUCACACGUGAACCUUAAGCAAGUUCUGGGCUACCAGUUGUCCGUGAUGAACGGCCAACCCCCUCCUCUUGAUGUCGUGGUUGCCAAUGGCAUUGAGCAACCCAUUGCUCCUAAGAUCAUGAAGCACCAGUUGGGACCCAGCACCUAUUCUGGGCCCCAAGCAGAGGCUGUGCCACCUACCACAGCCAGAAGUAUUGCUGGGGUAUAUGUGGAAGCUUCAGGGCAGACCCAGAGCUUCUACGCUGCCAUGAAGCAGGGCCUCCUGCCUACUGGUCUUGGGCUGGCUUUGCUCGAGGCCCAAGCAGCCACUGGAGGCCUUGUAGACCUUGCCCAGGGCCAGCUUAUUCCUGUGCCUGAGGCAUUAAGGCGGGAUCUGGUGGGACUGGAGCUAAAGGAGAAAUUGUUGGCUGCUGAGCGUGCGGUUACUGGCUAUCCUGACCCCUACGGAGGAAGAAAGCUGGCCCUCUUCCAGGCCAUCAGGAAGGAAGUUGUAGACAGGACCUCGGGGAUGAGAUGGCUGGAGGCUCAAUUAGCUACUGGGGGCCUGGUAGACCCAACCCAAGGAGUGCGAGUGGCCCCAGAGGUAGCCUGCCAGCAGGGCCUUUUAGACAAGGAGACAUGGCUCAGCCUGGUGGAGUCAGAGCCCAGCAUGGGUGCCCCAGGUUUUUUUGACCCCAACACACUAGAACAGCUGCCAUAUUGCAUGCUGUUGAGUAGGUGUGUGCAAGACCCCAGCUCAGGGCUGCCCCUGUUGCCCUUGAAGCCCACCUUUCGCACCCUGGGUGGCGCAGCCAGUGCAUCAGCGCUGCUGGAGGCAGGAGUUCUAGACGAGGAGACAGCUCGAGGCCUGCAGGAGGGCACACUGGUGGUGUCGGAUGUGGCCACACGCCCUGAGGUGCAGCGCUAUCUGGAGGGCACUGGAGGGUUGGCGGGGGUUGUCCUGUUGCCUGGAGGCCACAAGAAGAGCUUCUUCCAAGCUACAGUUGAACACUUGCUCUCAAGGGGCAUUGCAGUGCAACUCUUAGAGGCUCAGGCAGGCACGCGCACCCUCGUGCACCCAGCCACGGGCCAGCCUCUGUGGGUAGAGGAGGCGGUCAGGGAGGGUCUGGUCGGCCCGGAUCUCCACGAGAAGCUCCUGGUUGCAGAGCAGGCAGUGACUGGGUAUCAUGACCCCUUCAGCGGCUCCCGCAUCCCCCUUUUCCAGGCAAUGAAGAAGGAGCUUGUGGACAAGCCACUGGCUCUGCGCCUCCUGGAUGCCCAGCUGGCCACAGGUGGGCUUAUAUGCCCAGCUCGCAGGUUCCGGCUGCCCCUGGAGGCUGCCCUGCGCUUUGGCUGCCUGGAUGAAGAGACUCAGCAGCAUCUCUCUCAGGCUAUGAGCUUUUCAGACCCCACCACACACGAGAGUCUUCACUACGAACAGCUGCUGGCCCUCUCUGUCACCGACCCAGAGACAGGGCUUGCUUUCCUGCCUCUCCCUGGAGAAGCCCAUGUAAAUAAGCCCCAGGGACCCGCAUUUAUUGAUCAUUGCACUCGGCAGGCCUUGAGCAAGGCCACAACCUCCAUCUCUGUAGGGAGGUUCCAGGGCCGGCCUGUAUCCCUCUGGGAACUGCUCUUUUCUGAGGCAGUGCCCAUUAAACAGAGGGCAGUGCUUGCCCAUCAGCACCAGAAGGGGGCCCUGACAGUGGAGGAGCUGGCAGCUGAGCUGAAGGCCAUUGUCGAGCAGGCUGCAGCCACUGCCAAAGUCACCUUUGCUGGGUUGAGGGACACUGUGACACCGGGAGAACUGUUGAAGGCUGAGAUAAUCAACCAGGACCUAUUUGAGCAGCUAGAACGUGGACAGACCUCAGCCCAGGAUGUGGGCAGCCUGGACUCAGUGCAGAGGUACCUUCAGGGCACAGGUUGCAUUGCAGGCCUGCUGCUGCCUGAGUCUCAGGAACGCCUCCGUAUCUAUGAGGCCCGCAGCAAGGGGCUCCUCAGGCCUGGUACUGCCUUGAUUUUGCUUGAGGCCCAGGCUGCCACAGGCUUUAUCAUUGACCCCAAAGAGAACAAGAGAUACUCUGUGGAGGAGGCACUGAGGGCUGGCAUCAUUGGGCCUGACGUAUACGCAAAGCUGCUGUCUGCAGAACGUGCGGUCACUGGCUACAUGGACCCCUACUCUGGGGAGCAGAUCUCCCUUUUCCAGGCCAUGCAAAGGGAUCUCAUCGUCAGGAACCAUGGCAUCCGCCUGCUGGAGGCCCAGAUCGCCACUGGUGGUAUCAUUGACCCUGUGCACAGCCACCGUGUACCUGUGGACGUGGCCUACCAGCGUGGCUACUUUGACCAGAGGCUGAACUCUAUCCUGUUAGACCCAUCUGAUGACACCAAGGGCUUCUUUGACCCCAACACACAUGAAAAUCUCACCUACCUGCAGCUUCUGGAGCGCUGUGUACAUGAGUCUGAGACAGGCCUGCACCUCCUGCCACUUAGUGGUACACGACCCCAGCUGGUAGACAGCGCCACUCGGCAGGCCUUCCAGAGUCUACUGCUAUCCGUGAGAUAUGGACGGUUCCGGGGGCAGCGAGUUUCUGCAUGGGAGCUCAUUAACUCAGAAUACUUCAAAGAGGACCGGAGGAGGCAGCUACUGCAGCGCUUUCGGCAGCGCAAGGUCACACUGGAGCAGGUCACUCAGCUGCUAGAGAGAGAGAUGACGAGGUGGGCAGACAUCACAGUGCCUGCACUACAGGGCCAGGUCAGUGCCUACCAGCUCUUAGAGGCCCACAUCAUCAGCCAGGAACUCCUAGACCAGGUGCUGACAGGGGCGGUCAGCCCAGAGUCCCUCCUUCACAUGGGUGACGUCCGCAGGUACCUUCAGGGCUCAGGCACCGUGGGUGGUGUGCUGUUACAGCCCUCCAAUCGGCGAAUCAGUCUCUACCAGGCCAUGAAGAAGAAGCUGCUGGCUCCUGGUGUGGCCCUGGCCUUGCUGGAGGCCCAGGCAGCCACUGGAGCCAUCACAGACCCCUGCAGUAUGGAGAGCCUGACGGUAGAUGAGGCUGUGUGCAGGGGAGUGGUGGGAGCAGACGUAUAUGGCAAGCUGAAACGAGCAGAGUAUUCUAUCACUGGCUACAGAGACCCCUUUUCUGGAGAAAAGGUGUCCCUGUUCAAGGCCAUGAAGAAGGGCCUUGUCCCGAAGGAGCAAGCAACCCGCCUAUUAGAGGCCCAGGUGUCCACAGGAGGUGUCAUUGAUCCCACAACCCACCUCCACCUCCCCAUGCCUGUGGCAGUCCAGCGGGGCUGCAUUGAUCAAGAGAUGAAGGUGGCCUUGUCCAGCUCUCCUGAGACCUUUCCCACACCUGAUGGCCGGGGACACACCAGCUAUGCCCAACUUCUGGAGCAAUGUCUCCAAGACAAAGUCUCUGGGCUUCACCUCCUACCCCUGACAGAAGAUGCUCCCGCUAUCCCCACUGAUACACAGAUCCAGGAGACCCUUCAGGCAUCAGCCGGCACUGAGGAUGGUUUGUCCCUCUGGGAUCUGCUCACCUCUUGCCACUUUACUGAGGAGCAGCGCAGGGGCUUCCUUGAGGAUGUGAGGGUUGGGAAGACUUCCGUGCCGCAGCUACAGGACACCGUGCGUAACUGGGUGCAUGCAGCAAAGCUCCUGGCCCGGGCCCGCAUCUCCGUGCCAGGCCCACGGGGUGCGGUCCCUGCCAUUUGGCUACGAGACGUUGGUAUUAUUACCCAAGAGACACUAGAAGCACUAGCACAGGGUGUACAGUCACCGGCUGAAGUAGCCCAAGAGCCUGCUGUAAAGGCCUGUCUCUGGGGCACAGGUUGUGUGGCCGGUGUGCUUUUGCAGCCCUCAGAGACCAAGCUGAGCAUUGCCCAGGCUGUAAAGGAUGGCCUUCUGCCCACAGGCCUGGGCCAGCAGCUGCUGGAAGCCCAGGUGGCAUCUGGUUUCCUCAUCAACCCACUAACCAACCAGAGACUGUCAGUGGAGGGGGCGGUGAAGGCCGGCCUGGUGGGCAGGGAGCUGAGUGAACGGCUUCAGCAGGUGGAGAGGGCCGUCACGGGGUAUUCAGACCCUUACUCAGGCGGCUCCCUUUCUCUCUGGCAAGCCAUGGAAAAGGGGCUUGUGCCCAAGAGUGAGGCUUUUCCUCUCCUCCAAGUCCAGCUGGCCACGGGGGGUGUUGUGGACCCUGCCCACGGAGUGCACCUGCCCCAGGCGGUGGCCUGCAAGCUUGGCCUCCUGGACAAGCAGACAAGCCAGGUGCUGACUGCCACUGAGAACGAAAACAAACUCUUCUUUGACCCCAACUCCCGCGAAAAGGUGACAUACCAGCAGCUCAAAGAACUCUGCGUGCCGGAUGCCGACACUGGCCUGUGGCUGCUACCACUGCCCCAGGACACCGUGCUUGAGGUGGACGACCACACUGCAGUGGCACUGAGGGCUAUGAAGGUGCCUAUCAGCAUGGGGAGGUACAAAGGACACAGCGUGUCACUCUGGGACCUGCUACACUCUGAGUACGUUGGAACUGAAAAGCGGCGGGAGCUGGUGGCACUCUGUUGUUCUGGGCGGGCUGCUGCCCUGAGGCAGGUCAUCAGUAUGGUCACCACCUUGGUGGAGGCUGCAGAGAAGCAGCCCCCUCAGGCCACCUUCAAAGGGCUCCGGAAGCAGGUUUCAGCUGGGGACUUGUUUAGGUCCCAGCUGAUCAACAAGCAGACACUGGAUGAACUCAAUCAGGGGAAGAGGACAGUCCAGGAAGUGACAGAGAUGGACAGCGUAAGGAGGUCCUUGGAAGGAGGCAACUUCAUUGCUGGGGUCUUUAUUCAGGGUACCAAAGAGAAGAUGAGUAUCCCAGAGGCCUUGAGAAGGCACAUUCUGAGGCCAGGCACAGCGCUGGUGCUGAUGGAGGCGCAGGCAGCCACCGGUUUCAUCAUUGACCCUGUGGAAAACCGGAAGCUGACUGUAGAGCAGGCCUUCCAGGCAGGGAUGUUUGGCAAGGAGACCUAUAUGAAGCUGUUAUCAGCUGAGCGUGCUGUCACCGGUUACACGGACCCCUACACUGGGGAGCAGAUCUCCCUCUUUCAGGCCAUGCAGAGGGACCUCAUUGUCCGGGACCAUGGCAUCCGCCUGUUGGAGGCUCAGAUCGCCACGGGGGGCAUCAUCGACCCUGUACACAGCCAUCGCGUGCCCGUGGAUGUGGCCUACCAGCGUGGCUACUUCAAUGAAGAGAUGAACCGCAUCUUGGCUGACCCGAGUGACGACACCAAGGGUUUUUUCGACCCCAACACGCAUGAGAACCUCACCUACCUGCAGCUGCUGGAGCGCUGUGUGGAGGACCCCGAGACAGGCCUGUACAUGCUGGAAAUUGUCAAGAAGGGAGAAACCUACACGUAUAUUGAUGAGGCCACGAGGCAAGCUCUGAGAUCCAGAACUAUGCAGAUGUCCGUAGGCAAGUUUGCAGGCCAGACCGUUUCUGUGUGGGACCUGCUGUCUUCUCAGUACUUUACAGAAGGAAGGAAAAGAAAGCUCUUGCGGGACUACAGAGCCCAGAACAUAGGCCUAGAUAAACUGCUGGAGGUCAUCAUCUCCACCGUGGAAGAAACAGAGAAGCAAAACCAAAACAUCAAGGUGGCAGGCAUCCACGGUGACGUGACUGCAGCAGAACUGUUCAACUCUGGGAUCCUUGACAAGAAGACCCUGGAUGCGCUUCACAGUGGGGAGCAAGGGUGCCAGGAUCUCCACCAGCUGGAGCAUGUGAACACCUACCUGGAAGGCAGCAGUUGCAUUGCUGGAGUGACCGCACCCCUCACGCAUGAGGUGAUGAGCUUCUACGAGGCCAGCAGAGAAGAGCUCAUUCCAGCAGGGUUUGCAGCUCAGUUGCUGGAGGCACAGGCUGCUUCUGGGUACCUGAUGGAUCCCCGUACCCACCAGAGGCUGUGUGUGGAUGAGGCCGUAGCAGCUGGCCUGGUGGGUGAAGACCUGCGAGAAAGGCUUGUGAAUGCAGAGAAGGCAGCCAAGGGCUACAAAGACCCAGCCACAGGCGAGACGAUCCCACUGUUCCAGGCCAUGGAGAAGAAGUUAGUGAGGCGGGAGGAGGCCCUGAGGCUGUUGGAGGUGCAGGUGGCCACAGGCGGGGUCAUCGAUCCACGGCACCACCACCGAGUUCCCCUGGAAACAGCCUGCAAGCGUGGCUGUCUGAGCGAUGACACCGUUGUGCUCAUUGCUGAUCAGAGGCACAUGAGGAAAAGGUUUGUGGAUCCCAAUACACAAGAAAAGGUCACGUACCAGGAGCUGCAGGACAGGUGCCAGAGGGAGGAGAAGUCAGGCUGGGCACUGUUCCCAGUGGUUAAGGACAAAAAGGACAUGGAGUAUGUUGAUGAGGCCACGAAAAGGGCCCUGGAGGCAGAGCAGGUGGAAGUGACAGUGGGGAGGUACAGAGGCCAAAGGCGGUCUGUGUGGGAACUGCUCAACUCAGAGUAUGUGUCGGAGGAGAAAAAGAUGGAACUGGUCAGGAUAUAUAAAGGUGAUACGGCCCGGGCACUGCACAGAGUGGUAGAAGUUAUUCUACAAAUAAUUGCAGACAAGGAAGGCAAAAGCAGGCAACUCUGGUUCCGAGGACUACGAACUCAGGUCACAGCAGAGGAAUUGCUCAGCUCAGCCGUCAUCACCAGACAGACUCUGAAGGACCUGGAAGAAGGCAGAACCACAGUAGACCAGAUAGAAAGAAAUGAAGAUGUGAAAAGAUACCUCAAGGGCACCAGCUGCAUUGCAGGAGUCCUGGUACCCGUCCAGGGAGAGCCUGGCCGGCAGGAGAAGAUGAGCAUCUAUCAGGCCAUGUGGAAGGGCGUGCUGAGGCCCGGCACAGCCCUGGUAUUGCUGGAGGCCCAGGCAGCCACGGGCUUCAUCAUUGACCCUGUGCACAACCGCAGACUGUCUGUGGAGGAGGCUGUGGCAGCAGGCGUGGUGGGUGGCGAGAUCCAAGAGAAGCUGCUGUCUGCUGAGCGUGCUGUAACUGGUUACACCGACCCCUACACCGGGGAGCAGAUCUCCCUCUUCCAGGCCAUGCAAAGGGACCUCAUUGUCAAAGACCAUGGCAUUCGCCUGCUGGAGGCCCAGAUUGCUACUGGUGGUGUUAUUGACCCUGUGCACAGCCACCGUGUGCCCGUGGACGUGGCCUACCAACGUGGCUACUUUGAUGAGGAGAUGAACGGCAUCUUGGCAGACCCUGGGGAUGACACCAAGGGCUUCUUUGACCCCAACACACACGAGAACCUCACUUACCUCCAGCUGCUCCGUCGCUGUGUGCGGGACCCAGAGACUGGGUUCUACAUGCUGCAGCUGGCGGGAAAGGGCUCCAGUGUGCACCACCUGAGCGAGGAACUGAGACGUGCCCUCCGUGAGGCCAGAGUGACGCCAGGCACGGGCGACUACCAGGGCCAGAGCAUCUCUGUCUGGGAGCUCCUCUUCUACCGCGAGGUGCCCGAGAGCCUGCGCCAGGAUCUGCUGCGCAGGUACCAAGCUGGCGGGCUGACCGUUCAGGAUGUGAGCACCACCCUCCUCUCAUUGCUGGCUCAGACUGAUGACAGUACUCCAUAUGUGAAUCUACAGAAAGUCUUGGGCAAGGCUACCAUGAAAAUAAAAGUUGGCCAUCUCCGGGGAAACCAGGUGCCUUUGUUGGAUGUGAUGCUGUCCACCUAUGUUAGUGGCAGUACCAGAAAGGAGCUGAUGGGCCAGUUAAGCAGUGGGACACUAACUCUGCCCAAACUGACCCAAAGACUCACCACUAUUAUUGAGGAGGCAGAACACACACAGGAGGCUGAACAACUGAAAGACAGUGUGUCACACCAAAGGGAAAGUGAAACAGAAAGAUCAGAGACCUUCCCAGACAAAAGCAAGAAGGACAAGACUGAGACAGCCAGGCAGAACCAGGAACAGGUCCUGCGAGCUGCGACCAUGCACAUAAACUGCGGGAAGUUCCAGGGUCAGCCAGUUUCAGUGUGGCAAGUCCUGUUCUCCUCGUACUUAAGUGAGACCCACAGAGAGGAGCUGGUUGCCCAGCACUUAGCUGGUUCCCUGGCUCUGGAGGACCUCAUCACCAUUCUCACCAAGAUCAUAGAAGACACAGAGGAGCAACUCACCAAGGUGUCCUUUCCUGGUCUGAGACAAAUGGUGUCUGCAUCUGAGCUGCACACAUCUGGAAUACUAGACAAAAACACCCUACAGGAACUGGCACAAGGCACAAAGACAAUGCAGGAGGUGACGGAGAUGGACACUGUCAAGCGCUACCUGGAGGGCACCAGCUGCAUUGCGGGAGUCCUGGUGCCCGUCCAGGGAGAGCCUGGCAGGCAGGAGAAGAUGAGCAUCUAUCAGGCCAUGUGGAAGGGCGUGCUGAGGCCCGGCACAGCCCUGGUACUGCUGGAGGCCCAGGCAGCCACAGGCUUCAUCAUCGACCCGGUGGGCAACCGCAGACUGUCUGUGGAGGAGGCCGUGGCAGCAGGCGUGGUGGGUGGCGAGAUCCAAGAGAAGCUGCUGUCUGCUGAGCGUGCUGUCACCGGCUACACAGACCCCUACACGGGGGAACAGAUCUCCCUCUUCCAGGCCAUGCAGAAGGACCUCAUUGUAAAGAAUCAUGGAAUUCGCCUGCUGGAGGCCCAGAUUGCCACGGGCGGGGUCAUUGACCCAGUACACAGCCACCGUGUGCCCGUGGACGUAGCCUACCAACGUGGCUACUUUGAUGAGGAGAUGAACGGCAUCUUGGCAGACCCUGGGGAUGACACCAAGGGCUUCUUUGACCCCAACACACACGAGAACCUCACUUACCUCCAGCUGCUCCGUCGCUGUGUGCGGGACCCAGAGACUGGGUUCUACAUGCUGCAGCUGGCGGGAAAGGGCUCCAGUGUGCACCACCUGAGCGAGGAACUGAGACGUGCCCUCCGUGAGGCCAGAGUGACGCCAGGCACGGGCGACUACCAGGGCCAGAGCAUCUCUGUCUGGGAGCUCCUCUUCUACCGCGAGGUGCCCGAGAGCCUGCGCCAGGAUCUGCUGCGCAGGUACCAAGCUGGCGGGCUGACCGUUCAGGAAGUGAGCACCACCCUCCUCUCACUGCUGGCCCGAGCCAAGGAAGGGAGCCCGCGUGUUGAUCCCCAAGGAACCCUGGGUAAGGCCACCAUGGAAGUAAAAGUGGGUCGUCUCCGGGGCCCAGAGGUGCCGGUUUGGGAAGUUCUGUCCUCCAGCUAUGUGAGCAGGGACACCCGGAAGGAGCUGCUGGCCCAGUUCAGCUCUGGGACGCUGACUCUGCCCAUGCUGACCCGAAGGCUGACCACCAUCAUUGAGGAAGCCGAGGAGACUCAGGAGUCCAAUCCAAAGCUGACUGUGACCUCGCCUGACCGACAGGAGACCAGGGCCAGAAGCUCAGGGACCUUCCCAGACAAGGAGGCGGUUGGGGACAAGGCCGACACUGCCAGGCAGAACCAGGAGCAGGCUCUGCGUGCUGCCACCAUGAGCGUACGCCGUGGGCAGUUCCGGGGUGGGCCGGUUUCCGUGUGGCGAGUCCUGUUCUCCUCGUACCUAAGUGAGACCCGCCGGGAGGAGCUCCUCGCCCAGCACCUGGCUGGCACCCUGGGUCUGCAGGACCUCAUCGCCAUCCUCACCCAGGUCAUCGAGGAGACAGAAGAACGGCUCAGCAAGGUGUCUUUCCCUGGCCUGAGGCACGAGGUAUCUGCAUCCGAGCUGCACACGUCUGGCAUCAUAGACCAGGAGACCCUGCGGGAACUGGCACAAGGGACCAAGACCCUGCAGGAGGUGACGCAGAUGGACUCUGUCAAGCGCUACCUGGAGGGCACCAGCUGCAUUGCGGGAGUCCUGGUGCCCGUCCAGGGAGAGCCUGGCAGGCAGGAGAAGAUGAGCAUCUAUCAGGCCAUGUGGAAGGGCGUGCUGAGGCCCGGCACAGCCCUGGUACUGCUGGAGGCCCAGGCGGCCACGGGCUUCGUCAUCGACCCGGUGGGCAACCGCAGACUGUCUGUGGAGGAGGCCGUGGCAGCAGGCGUGGUGGGUGGCGAGAUCCAAGAGAAGCUGCUGUCUGCUGAGCGUGCUGUCACCGGCUACACGGACCCCUACACGGGGGAACGGAUCUCCCUCUUCCAGGCCAUGCAGAAGGACCUCAUUGUCAAGGACCAUGGCAUCCGCCUGCUGGAGGCCCAGAUUGCCACGGGCGGGGUCAUCGAUCCCACUCACAGCCACCGUGUGCCCGUGGACGUGGCCUACCAACGUGGCUACUUUGAUGAGGAGAUGAACGGCAUCUUGGCAGACCCUGGGGAUGACACCAAGGGCUUCUUUGACCCCAACACACACGAGAACCUCACUUACCUCCAGCUGCUCCGUCGCUGUGUGCGGGACCCAGAGACUGGGUUCUACAUGCUGCAGCUGGCGGGAAAGGGCUCCAGUGUGCACCACCUGAGCGAGGAACUGAGACGUGCCCUCCGUGAGGCCAGAGUGACGCCAGGCACGGGCGACUACCAGGGCCAGAGCAUCUCUGUCUGGGAGCUCCUCUUCUACCGCGAGGUGCCCGAGAGCCUGCGCCAGGAUCUGCUGCGCAGGUACCAAGCUGGCGGGCUGACCGUUCAGGAAGUGAGCACCACCCUCCUCUCACUGCUGGCCCGAGCCAAGGAAGGGAGCCCGCGUGUUGAUCCCCAAGGAACCCUGGGUAAGGCCACCAUGGAAGUAAAAGUGGGUCGUCUCCGGGGCCCAGAGGUGCCGGUUUGGGAAGUUCUGUCCUCCAGCUAUGUGAGCAGGGACACCCGGAAGGAGCUGCUGGCCCAGUUCAGCUCUGGGACGCUGACUCUGCCCAUGCUGACCCGAAGGCUGACCACCAUCAUUGAGGAAGCAGAGGAGACUCAGGAGUCCAAUCCAAAGCUGACUGUGACCUCGCCUGACCGACAGGAGACCAGGGCCAGAAGCUCAGGGACCUUCCCAGACAAGGAGGCGGUUGGGGACAAGGCCGACACUGCCAGGCAGAACCAGGAGCAGGCUCUGCGUGCUGCCACCAUGAGCGUAUGCCGUGGGCAGUUCCGGGGUGGGCCGGUUUCCGUGUGGCGAGUCCUGUUCUCCUCGUACCUAAGUGAGACCCGCCGGGAGGAGCUCCUCGCCCAGCACCUGGCUGGCACCCUGGGUCUGCAGGACCUCAUCGCCAUCCUCACCCAGGUCAUCGAGGAGACAGAAGAACGGCUCAGCAAGGUGUCUUUCCCUGGCCUGAGGCACGAGGUAUCUGCAUCCGAGCUGCACACGUCUGGCAUCAUAGACCAGGAGACCCUGCGGGAACUGGCACAAGGGACCAAGACCCUGCAGGAGGUGACGCAGAUGGACUCUGUCAAGCGCUACCUGGAGGGCACCAGCUGCAUUGCGGGAGUCCUGGUGCCCGUCCAGGGAGAGCCUGGCCGGCAGGAGAAGAUGAGCAUCUAUCAGGCCAUGUGGAAGGGCGUGCUGAGGCCCGGCACAGCCCUGGUACUGCUGGAGGCCCAGGCGGCCACGGGCUUCGUCAUCGACCCGGUGGGCAACCGCAGACUGUCUGUGGAGGAGGCCGUGGCAGCAGGCGUGGUGGGUGGCGAGAUCCAAGAGAAGCUGCUGUCUGCUGAGCGUGCUGUCACCGGCUACACGGACCCCUACACGGGGGAACGGAUCUCCCUCUUCCAGGCCAUGCAGAAGGACCUCAUUGUCAAGGACCAUGGCAUCCGCCUGCUGGAGGCCCAGAUUGCCACGGGCGGGGUCAUCGAUCCCACUCACAGCCACCGUGUGCCCGUGGACGUGGCCUACCAACGUGGCUACUUUGAUGAGGAGAUGAACGGCAUCUUGGCAGACCCUGGGGAUGACACCAAGGGCUUCUUUGACCCCAACACACACGAGAACCUCACUUACCUCCAGCUGCUCCGUCGCUGUGUGCGGGACCCAGAGACUGGGUUCUACAUGCUGCAGCUGGCGGGAAAGGGCUCCAGUGUGCACCACCUGAGCGAGGAACUGAGACGUGCCCUCCGUGAGGCCAGAGUGACGCCAGGCACGGGCGACUACCAGGGCCAGAGCAUCUCUGUCUGGGAGCUCCUCUUCUACCGCGAGGUGCCCGAGAGCCUGCGCCAGGAUCUGCUGCGCAGGUACCAAGCUGGCGGGCUGACCGUUCAGGAAGUGAGCACCACCCUCCUCUCACUGCUGGCCCGAGCCAAGGAAGGGAGCCCGCGUGUUGAUCCCCAAGGAACCCUGGGUAAGGCCACCAUGGAAGUAAAAGUGGGUCGUCUCCGGGGCCCAGAGGUGCCGGUUUGGGAAGUUCUGUCCUCCAGCUAUGUGAGCAGGGACACCCGGAAGGAGCUGCUGGCCCAGUUCAGCUCUGGGACGCUGACUCUGCCCAUGCUGACCCGAAGGCUGACCACCAUCAUUGAGGAAGCAGAGGAGACUCAGGAGUCCAAUCCAAAGCUGACUGUGACCUCGCCUGACCGACAGGAGACCAGGGCCAGAAGCUCAGGGACCUUCCCAGACAAGGAGGCGGUUGGGGACAAGGCCGACACUGCCAGGCAGAACCAGGAGCAGGCUCUGCGUGCUGCCACCAUGAGCGUAUGCCGUGGGCAGUUCCGGGGUGGGCCGGUUUCCGUGUGGCGAGUCCUGUUCUCCUCGUACCUAAGUGAGACCCGCCGGGAGGAGCUCCUCGCCCAGCACCUGGCUGGCACCCUGGGUCUGCAGGACCUCAUCGCCAUCCUCACCCAGGUCAUCGAGGAGACAGAAGAACGGCUCAGCAAGGUGUCUUUCCCUGGCCUGAGGCACGAGGUAUCUGCAUCCGAGCUGCACACGUCUGGCAUCAUAGACCAGGAGACCCUGCGGGAACUGGCACAAGGGACCAAGACCCUGCAGGAGGUGACGCAGAUGGACUCUGUCAAGCGCUACCUGGAGGGCACCAGCUGCAUUGCGGGAGUCCUGGUGCCCGUCCAGGGAGAGCCUGGCCGGCAGGAGAAGAUGAGCAUCUAUCAGGCCAUGUGGAAGGGCGUGCUGAGGCCCGGCACAGCCCUGGUACUGCUGGAGGCCCAGGCGGCCACGGGCUUCGUCAUCGACCCGGUGGGCAACCGCAGACUGUCUGUGGAGGAGGCCGUGGCAGCAGGCGUGGUGGGUGGCGAGAUCCAAGAGAAGCUGCUGUCUGCUGAGCGUGCUGUCACCGGCUACACGGACCCCUACACGGGGGAACGGAUCUCCCUCUUCCAGGCCAUGCAGAAGGACCUCAUUGUAAAGAAUCAUGCAAUUCGACUGCUGGAGGCCCAGAUUGCUACUGGUGGUGUAAUUGACCCUGUUCACAGCCACCGUGUGCCCGUGGACGUGGCCUACCAACGUGGCUACUUUGACGAGGAGAUGAACAGCAUCUUGGCAGACCCUGGGGAUGACACCAAGGGCUUCUUUGACCCCAACACACAUGAGAACCUCACGUACCUCCAGCUUUUGCAGAGAGCCAUUCCUGACCCUGAAACUGGAUUAUUGUUUCUGUCUCUCUUGAAGCGCUAAAUGUUUCUUUUCUUUUUUUUUUUCUCAAAAAUACGGUAGUGUUUUCUUUAUCCUUUCUUUGGAUUGUUAUUGUCUUUUUAUACUUUUAAUUUUACUGCAUCAGGGUUUAAUUUUAGGUUAUUUUCAUCUUUCUAACCUCCCUGUUUCUGUUUUUGUUUUUGUUUGUUUGUUUGUUUUUCCAUGUAUGUCCUCCUUGUUUCUGUUCUUUUUCCUCCACAACGUUGUUUCGCCCCUUCUUUUGACUCUUUCUGUUUUUGUUUUGGUGGGAUCAUGGACUUGGGAUGAGUGGUCUAAUACAGUCUCUCCCUGUAUUCUAGACAGCCCCAUGAUUACCCACCCUGUGAUCCACACCACUCUCGCCCCCACCUGUGAUCUUUCCUUGAUCUCCUACACUGGUGGAUUGUAGGUGUAAGCCACCUUGCUUGUCAAAACUCUUUCACAUUUUAAAUAUGGGCACUUGGCACGUGGCGUGGCCUGGUUUGCCUCUGCAUUUAGCCCACCAUUGCUCAUCUUCUCCAUGAGCCUCUGAAUCAUCUCAGUAGUCGUUCAUUGUAUUUCAGUUUUUAGUGUAUACAUGUCUUUUGAUAAUAAAUGAAUUUCUGACAAUAAAAUGAAUUUGGCGGGGACUCA
Messenger RNA from Arvicola amphibius (Eurasian water vole), 14191 nucleotides. It is a transcript of the gene Eppk1, whose product is annotated as epiplakin 1. Gene Ontology annotation, molecular function: keratin filament binding; structural molecule activity. The record is from RefSeq and is a predicted model, not a curated record. Gene Ontology annotation, cellular component: cytoskeleton; membrane; keratin filament. Gene Ontology annotation, biological process: wound healing; intermediate filament bundle assembly. NCBI's taxonomy places the organism in Eukaryota, Metazoa, Chordata, Mammalia, Rodentia, Cricetidae.